Polyodon spathula (Mississippi paddlefish) is the source of this 5326-nucleotide messenger RNA. Its product is annotated as THO complex subunit 3. Gene Ontology annotation, biological process: mRNA export from nucleus. NCBI's taxonomy places the organism in Eukaryota, Metazoa, Chordata, Actinopteri, Acipenseriformes, Polyodontidae. Gene Ontology annotation, cellular component: THO complex part of transcription export complex. Gene Ontology annotation, molecular function: protein binding. The coding region runs from base 137 to 1141 and encodes 334 amino acids. The transcript has 6 exons. The record is from RefSeq and is a predicted model, not a curated record.
AAGAACUCUUCGACAACAGACCAAAUAUUCAUUUCUAAGAAACAAAUACAAUGUUGUGUGUAAUUAUAUUUUUAAAAAAAGUAAAAUCUGAUAAGUGACGUUGCGGGGAGUUAGUGCGCACCCCCCCCUCCUCAUAAUGGAUUGUGAUCUCUUUCCGCCCGACUCCAGCAACAUGGCUUCCCAGUACUACCAGGAGAUGCAGGACAGCUUUAGAAACAACAAUAAGAGCCGGGAAUUCGCGGCUCACUCCGCCAAGGUGCACUCCGUCGCUUGGAGCUGCGACGGCAGGAGAUUGGCUUCGGGCUCCUUUGAUAAGACUGCCAGUGUGUUCGUGCUAGAGAAAGACCGGCUGGUGAAGGAGAACAACUAUAGAGGCCACGGGGACAGCGUGGAUCAGCUCUGCUGGCAUCCAACUAAUCCAGACAUCUUCGUCACAGCCUCGGGAGACAAAACUAUCCGCAUCUGGGACGUGCGGACUACAAAAUGCAUUGCGACAGUCAACACCAAAGGGGAGAACAUCAAUAUCUGCUGGAGCCCGGACGGACAGACCAUCGCUGUUGGGAACAAAGAUGACGUGGUGACCUUCAUUGAUGCCAAGAGCCACCGGUCCCGUGCAGAGGAGCAGUUCAAAUUCGAGGUGAACGAGAUCUCCUGGAACAACGACAAUGACAUGUUCUACCUGACCAAUGGCAACGGCUGCAUCAACAUCCUCAGCUACCCUGAACUGAAGCCCAUUCAGUCCAUUAAUGCCCAUCCUUCCAACUGUAUCUGUAUCAAGUUUGACCCAACUGGGAAGUACUUUGCUACAGGCAGUGCGGACGCCCUGGUCAGCCUGUGGAAUGUGGAAGAGCUGGUCUGUGUUCGCUGCUUCUCCAGGCUGGACUGGCCAGUAAGGACCCUGAGCUUCAGUCAUGAUGGGAAGAUGCUGGCCUCGGCAUCAGAGGACCACUUCAUAGACAUUGCGGAAGUGGAAACAGGUGAGAAGCUAUGGGAAGUGCAGUGCGAGUCCCCAACUUUCACAGUGGCCUGGCAUCCCAAGAAACCUCUGCUUGCAUAUGCCUGUGAUGACAAGGACGGGAAAUACGACAGCAACCGCGAGGCAGGCACCGUCAAGCUCUUUGGCCUGCCCAAUGACUCGUAGCCUGGGUGUUCUGGAUUUCUGUUGAAUAGUGGUGAACUUUUGUGCUCUUCAAAGGAGACAGAGAAUGGAAAAGCCUCUGGUAACCUAACACUGUGCUUUUAAAAUGUGUUGCCUGCGUUGUGACUCUCCUUGGAACCUUGAAAGUUUUUACUUAAUGUUCUGAGCUGCAAAGACAGAAAUUAGACGAUGACAGCAGUAGCUAAUUGAAACUGCAGUGAGCCAGAGAGCCAAAUGAUGAAACACCCAGGUCCCCCAAUUUUUGGGAGACAUUAAAAAUGCAUUUAGAAUAGCACAUACUUAAAAUCUGGGUGGGAGAUCACAAUAGGAACCUUGCAAAAGCUUUCCCAGGGUUUCCCAGACUCACUGUGUCCAGCAGGUGGCCCCCCUUUCUGCUUUUAAAUGUAGAACCUAGAAAAAGGGGAUUGUCACUUGGAUCCAUGCUUGGUCCACUGUUUGUUUUUUUUCCUGUAGUGGAAAGUAAAUUUUUUUUUAUAUAAGAUAAGAUAUAUAUAUAUCUUAUCUCAAUAAUAAAAGUGAUAAUGGGGCAAAAAAACACAAUGCACUGAUUUUCAGAUUUCUGCUACAUCUUAUGGUGGGGUUAACCUUACCUGUUUAUGGACUUUCCUUAUCCCAGCAUGGGGAAAUGAACUAUAAACAUGUUGACUUGAGUGAAUUACCCCGGCCCCCCUCUCCAGCAUGUUUUUUAUGUACAAUAUUUGUGUUUUAUUUCCUAUUGGUUUAACGAGAAGCCCCCCAGGUGAAAAUGCAAGCUGUAUUAAGCUUUACAGAAGAACAUUUAAUAAGAACCCCUCCCACUUUCCAGCAGUUUGAAUUGGAGCUUUGUGAUGUGUUUAGUUGGUGGACCCCAGAAUACUCUAAAGCUAAUUGAUAUAAAACUUUGGAUCAAAUGAAGAGGGAAAUGGAACAAAAGGGAGGAUCUUUUUUUAAAUAACACAGCAAAUAAAUUAAGCAUAAAUAUUUACUUCUCAUGGUGUGCUUUCCCUGUUUGCAGCCUGGUGCUUAUAAUCCAUGCAUUGUUUUCAGUAAAUUUGCUUCUAAUUGCUUGCAGUACUGAGUUAAGCACACUUCUAUUUUUGAUUUUUCUCUUCAUCUUUUGCUCUCCCAAACUAAUGCAAUGUCUAGUGGAGGGAUUUCUCAGGUUUGCUAAAAAACAUCUUCCUGUGUUCAUUUGAAAUGUUACAGGAGAUCACUGGCGUAUUGCCCUGUGCACUUUGUGCUGGGUUAACAUCAGUGCCUGAGUUGAGCAACAGAAACAAAACACUCUGUAUGCAGAAGGUUCACUUUCAGCAGAGACCUCAGUUACACACAUGCUGUAUGUAGGCCACAAAAGUAGGGUGCAACGGAGACAGAGAGAGUGCAGGGUGUGUUUCUGGUCUGUUAAUUAACUGAGUGACACAUCUUCUAGAGUGCAGCAUUCUGCUGGGGCAGCGUUUGUUAACCAAGCAGAGCAGGCGUCCUUGUUUGACUUGCUCAUCAGUGACAGAUUAGUGCUGCUUUUGCUGUUUAAACAGGAAGAUGGCGAUCCACCAGGCUCUGCAGUGACAGCUGUCUGAGCUCCAGGAACACUUCACUGCACAGCUUCCUGCACUAUCCAGGGGUUUGCACGCAUCCCUUAUACCUUAUUUACUUCACGUCAUUCAGAUUUGUAUGUAGUUUUUCUUUUAUGUUUUUCUUUUAGUUUUUAGAGUACUGGAUUCAAAAAGAAAGAAAGUGAAGCCAUUUUAACAACAAAAUUUUAUAGUAUCUAUUUAGGCAGAUACUGUAGUAAGCCCCAAACCCACUUCCUAAUCUCCACGCUGGGAUCAAACAGUCUGAAUGUGCACAAAUCUGAAGACUGAAUACCCAAACAUACCUUCAGUAUUGUUGGCUAAAAGACACCUGAUGAUCUUGACUAGUGGGGAUUAUGAGGAGUAGCAAAGCAAGGUAACUAUCUAACCAUGCUGCCUGAUGUCAAUGUUCCAUGCCAUAGCAAAAACAGUAGAAAAAAGAAUCAAAUACAGCCAUAUGAAAUAGGUACAUUUAAUCAUAAACAGCUCAUUUGCUCUGAUGGCAACUCCACAUUCUGUUCCAGAGCUUGUGUUAGUCUGAUAAGACCUCAGUGGUGCCUAUAUCAGUAUGGGCUGUCUGGCACAUGUCCACCUGUAUCAAAUGCAUACAGUGUUUUCAGCGGGCAUGUAUUUAGUGUCUUACUUUUCCAAGAAACAAAAAAAAGUCUAAUACAGCUUAAUGAUUGAAUGUGCUUCUUAUCCAGUUUGAAUUCUUCAGCGCUGGGCAGCAGUGCCUCUGUUAAAUGGGGUUUGUGCUGGUCGAGACUCGAUAAGGGCAGAAAAGUAAUUGUUUGGCCGGGCUGCUGUAUGAGAUUAGCACUGGAUUUCUGUGUGAGUGUGUGUGGAGUGGGGUUAUAUAUCAGAUUAAACAAAAACAGUAGCAGGAAAUAGUAUGACUUUCAGACAGCUGCAAGGCAGGCACACGGAAAAUAGCUCUUAAAGGUAUGCGUCUCCAAUCUAAUCCUGCAGUGCGAAUUAUUUUCACUUUGGACUUGAACUGUAAUUCAUUCUCUUGUUCAUUCACCUGUUUUAUCUGAAUAUUGCCUGUGCUGUACUCCUUACGGGCCUUCCACUUUUUUUUUCUUUCUUUGGUGCUUCCCACAGAAUUGAUCAUGGGUUUGCCCCUGCUGAGGGUGACUUGAAAAUGUCAGUGAUCUGAUUGGUUAGCAAUGUUCCCUAGGUGUGUGUACAUACAGACUACUGGAAUAUGGUGUCUCUGUUCUAAAUUCCAUAGAAUCAGCUGUGUGGUAUUUGCAAGUGAUCCACAAGGUCUGACAACUCCCAAAUACCUUUGAACUAACUAUAUGAUGCCCAUUUAGUUAAUAUAAGGCUGGGAACGGUAUCAAAAGAAAAAAGACAGAAAAUAGUAAUGAGAUUCACCCCUCCAUGUUAUGCAGUCAAGAUGAAUUAGCUUCUGAAUCUGUAAAAGGCAACUUUCAGAUAAUUGCCGCGUCGCAUUGGCAAAGGGUUCUUUAAUUGAUUUCAGCAUUUCUUUCAUGAGUGCCUUUGAUUUCUAGGCACCAUCGCUUAGGCGGGUGUCAAACACUUUUAUUCCUCUCCCCCACGCAGAGCCUGAGAAGGAGUAACGAGAUGAGACAACAGUUAGCAGCCAAGAGAAAUUAUUUGUUCGAACAAAUUGCUCCGUCCUGCAUUUUAAAUAUUCUGCUAAGCGUUAAAGCUAUUUCACCUUCACACAGACGAGCACGAACACAUUACACGUACGUGAAUAUAGACACAGAGAGGCUCAUGUGUCUGAAUACAGAAUAGCCCAAGGGAUAGGAGUUUAAGAGCAGUACUGGUAAAUCAGCACAGAGCAGGUUCACGUCUUAAAGGCAAUCCAUGACACACACAUGCAUUAUAUUUGAAUGGCAAUGCUACACAUGCACAGUUAGAUUAGUUCUUCAGAAAUAUACAGUACAGUGUUUCCAGAUUUCUUCAAGCAGGACCACACUGGUCAUUUGAAAAGCAGUGUUGAGCUAGGAGUCCCCUGGAGUCUCAGUUUAGUCUCCGCUCCCUGCUUCUUGUUGCGUCAGUGUUGUCAUGUUUAUCGUGCCUAAGCUGCUCAACAGCCUUGGUGUGGCUGUGCAUUAACUAGCUUGAUCAGCCAAGUUGUGGGACUAAUUAAAAGAUCUUCCAGGGGAGGCCAGCAGCUUAAUCCGAUUCUAAAGGAGCUGCUUCAAAGCGUCCAGAUCAAAAGGCAUCAGCUAUGAAGUAUUCAUGCUUAAUCACAUGCUGAGCAGCUUCCCAGCCUUGCACACAAGGAGCCUGGAGACCUGCGUUCCAAAUUCCAGGGUAAUGUUUAUACUGUUACAUGUUUCAUCCCUUUCUUUAACUUAAGUUGUAGGAAAGCCACAUGUGCUCAGGGUUCUUAGGCUGCUGGAUUCACUUCUUUGACAUUGAACCCUGUCCAUGUUAUCCCAAUGCCUGCACAGAGCUGCCCACAAACCAUGCUGUAGUGCUGGUAGAUGAUGCAAGUUAACCCAGAUUACCCCAAAACACACUGGGUGGGUAAUGUCUUAACAUAAACAUUUAAUUCACUAUAAAGAAAAAUCUGCUACAAUUUUUAUAUUUUCGUUAUCGGGGGAAAAAAAAAUCAUGCUUAUUUAUUUAAAAAAAA